GCUGUGCAGCGUUUAUAGUCUCCCUCCUGAAAUUGAGGAAUUUAACUCCGCUACAUCUUUGAAGACGUUGUCCGCAAAGUGCAUAGUUUUACAAAGUGAGAAGCGUGCCCGUGUGAAUAUUACGCACACUUUGGGGCUACGCUGUACCCACAGAAUGUCUUUGCUACUUGGAUGGAUGUCUGUCUAGGAUACCAGAGUGUGGAACAGACAUGCUGGAGCAAGACUUGGAUAAGCUGAUGUUGUGCAAGGAAUAGGAUACUCAAAGAUCUAUGAGUGCAACUGACGAUGGAGGACACCAACCCAAAUAAUCCAAAGGACAGCAAAAGGAUGGAUGCCAGCACUGUCUGGCAGUGGCGGAUUAUGCAUGUAAAAAAAUACUCAAGAAGUCCUGAACCAUUCCAUUAUAGCAAUAAAAUUGGAUUGGAUUUUAAUGUUGGAUCCAUGGCACAGAAACUGGAUUUACAAUUACUGACAAAUGGGGUCAUGCUUGAGAUCUGUGACUUUGCUAAAAUGGUUACAAAGGGUAAAAGCCACUUUAUCAUGAACAUUCUGGAGAAUAAUUUUGUUCUUGGAUUGGAAAAUGAGCAACAGAGGAUUCAUUUGAGGGCUCAAAUUUCACACAAACUCAAGGAUCUGAUGAGGAGGCCUCCUAAAGAAAAACUUGAUGUUGCUGCUCUUUUAGGGUCGUCUUUUGUGCCAGAAUGUACCAGAAACUUCAAAAAUGAACCAAACGUGGGAGCACAUCCUCAGUAUGCUGGUUUCCAGGUGAAGAAGGAGGAUAAUGGUACAUAUACAGGCAAAUUUCCCUGUUCACAGACACCAUCUGAAAAAAAAAUGGAUCGACUACAUGCUGAUGUCAGUGAUGAUGAUGAAGAAAUCGAGUGCUUAGGGGCACAGUUGAAAGAAGAAAUAAAAGGAGAUAUUCUCCCUUUCUCAUACCCUUUCUGUCAAGAAAUAGGUUUGAGCUUUGAGAGCGGUGCAAAACAAAGCCUUGAUCCAGGUUUACUGACAAACGGUAUGAUGGUAGAACUGGUAGACUUCACCAGAGUACUGAUUGCAUCCUACAGUUCUAUUAUUCUCAGUGUGCUCAAGCACAAUUUUGAACUUGACCUUCAAAGUCCACAGGGCAAAAAGCAAGUUUUGUUUGGGGUGUCACAACUGCUGAAAAGGAGGAAAAAACUUAAGACCACCAGUACAAAAAUAAGUCCACAUUUUAAGAAUGAGCUGUUUUCGUUUGAGACAAAUCCCUUUAAAAGGGCUCCAACACAGUUGACUAUGGAAGAGCUUUUAUAUGAGAGCUUGAAGAAAAGAAGAAAGUAUAAUGCAAAAGCAAAUAUGCAAAAUGAAUGUGACAUGGAAGAAGAGGAAAUGGAAACGGAAAGUAACAUGUGGAAGCUGCGCGCUAACCGUGUGAAACAAAUCCUCCUAGUACUAGACAAAGAGUAUUGUACAUUCUUCAGGCCCAAUAAAGCAAAUCUAGAAUUCAAUAUUGGAUUUGGGCCCAAGAAAAAUUUGAGUGCUGACUAUCUGACCAAUUCUGUUCUGUACAAAGUUGCUCGAUUUGCCUUGGCAAUGAAUUCAUCCCAGCAGGAAUUCAUCAUGGAGAUUCUUGAGAAGAACUUUGACUUAGGCCUGAAGAACAAAGCCCAUAAACCUGCCUUUGCAUGCGAACUUAUGAGUAGAAUAAGACAGCUGCAGAAAUGUGAGGAUGCAGUCAAAUUCUCAAAAGAGGUUUUUGAAAUUCCUCGUCCUGUGCCAUCAGUCAAAAUGACAUCUCAGAGAACAGACAGUGUUGGUCCUGACCUCAGCAGCAUAUCAAGUGUGAAGGAAUCUGAUGUUGCUUCCUCACACCCUCCUGACUCACAUGCUGAAACUGAACUAAGUCUAAAUGCUACAACUACAACAAAGUUACCAGUCGGUUCACAUGAAGCGGAACCCAAUCCACACUAUGAAACCAAACCUGAAAUAAAGUCAGAGAAAAGUGUCCAUCCUUAUCCCUUCUGCAAGGAGAUUGGUCUGAAGCUGCAUGUCAGCUGCAGUCAACAAAAAAACAAACUUGGCAUCAACAAACUGAACAAAGGAGUGAUGAUGGAAGUGUCAAACUUUGCAGACAAGUUGUGUGGGACAUUUGACCAGAUUUGUCUGGAUGUUCUCAGACACAACUUUGACCUUGAUCUGCAAAGUGUUGAUUGUGACCUUGCUAGAAAUAUUCUUGCACACAUUCCUGCUGCAAAUGAGGAAAGAAAUCUAGUGACCCGUGUAACCCAUGGGAAAUCGAAGCACCCGAAAAGAGAUUAUCCAAUACUCCCAACACUGAAUUGCCAGAAUAACUCAAACUCAAACACAGAAGCAGGUAGUGCUGAGUCUACUGAGGCAAUCAUACACAAAGAUGCAAGCAGUUCCACUGACACGGAACAACAAGAUGACCUCAAUUCAGCGCUGUGGAAAUUGCGGGUUAAUCAAAUUCAGCAUAUUCUCUCAGUGCCUCACGGAGAACAUUGCCCACUUUAUUCUUACUCCAGGUGUAAGAAAUUGGGCAUCAACUUUAAUGUCGGAUCUGGAGUAAAACAAAAUCUUGACCCAAAGUUACUGACCAAUGGUAUCAUGGUCGAAGUUAACACGUUUGCCGAAGCGAUGCUGUCAUCCACAAAAGAUUUCAUCACAGCAAUCCUGGAGUAUAACUUCGGUCUAAAUUUGAACAGUGAGGCUUGUCGCAGUGCCUUUGGAAAGAAGCUUAUGCGAAAUUCCGGAGCAAUGAAGACAAAGAAACUAGCUGCCUCUCAGAAGAAAAUACUUUUUCAACUGCCCGACUCAAAAUCUGCAGAUGAAUAUGCUCCAUAUUGCCCCAAAUGCUAUCAAGAUAGAAAUAAACUUUGUCAAGAUGUAUCACAGACGGGCGACACACCUCAGCAGCCCCAAACUGUGACUGACGUUUCUACUGAUGCAACACCACAAAGUACUAAAAAUGAUCGAAUGUCUAUUUCUGCAGCAAUAAGGAAGACGAUUAUGAGCUGUUACCCCUCAUGCAGGAAAAUGGGUUUAAGAUUGCGGGUGGGCAAAACUCACCGUAAACGUAAACUUGAAACGCGUGCUUUGACCUGGGGCGUUAUGUGUGAAGUGUAUUCUUUUGCCAGGAAACUGAGUGGAACAAAACAUAAACUUGUCAACGAUAUUCUUGAGCACAACUUCAACUUGGACAAACAGACUCUAGACCUGAAUCCUUCAAUGUUGUUCUGCAGAGUACAGCCACGAGAAGGAGAGCAUGUCUGGUUUAAUGAAGUUUUUGUUAUUCAGGCACCUCGUAAAUGUACUGUUAUCGGGGUUAAAAGGGAUGGGCAAUCAACCAUGCAGACAAAUGAAUGGAAGGAAACAAUCAAAAGAAGACAGCUGGACAUGCAGGCAAAGAAGAAAAGAGCCAUGCUGUCAAGUGAUUACACGGUGGAUAACAUGGGAAGGAUUGGAUUUGAUGAAAUGGGUUUGGGCCUAGAUCAAACAGUAGAAGGCGACUUUUGCUACAUGUGUCCUAUAGAAGCAGACACAAUCACCGAUUCAGAAAACAGUGGGAAUGAGGACGAUAUAGAAAACCCAACAACAUCUCACAUCUCUGCUUCUUUCCUUACCACCACUGAUGGUUCCUCCAGUUCAGCAAUCAUAGACACAGAUAUGGACCCACCCUCUCCAAGUCACCCUGAUGAAAGUGGGCUGCUGGGAUAUGAAGAGGAGGAAGAGACUCCAACAGAAGCACCAGAGGAAAUUGAAAUGAAAGAACAGGAAAUGGAAACUGAGAGUAACAUGUGGAAGUUGCGUGCCAACCGUGUGAAACAAAUCCUCCUAGUAAUAGACAAAGAGUACUGUCCAUUCUUCAGGCCCAAGAAAGUUAACCUAGAAUUUAAUAUUGGAUUUAGGCCCAAGAAAAAUUUGAGUGCUGACUAUCUGACCAAUUCUGUUCUGUAUAAAGUUGCUCGAUUUGCCUUGGCAAUGAGUUCAUCACAACAGGAAUUCAUCAUGGAGAUUCUUGAAAAGAACUUUGACUUAUGCCUAGAGAGCAAAAGCCACACUUACACCAUUGCUUGUGAACUGAUGAAUAGAAUAAGAGGGCUUCAGGAAUGCGAGGAUGCAGUCAAAUUCUCAAAAGAGGUUUUCGAACUUCCUGAUUCCAUGUUGUCAAUGAGCACGACAUACCAGAGCACAGACAGCAGCAGAAUGAUUGAGUCUGAUAUUGCUCCCUCGUAUGCUCCUGACUCGGAUAAUGAAACCGAACCAGGUUCACAUGUUUUAAGUAUACCAGGUUCACCAGUUGGUCUAGCUGAAACUGUACCCAAAACAAAGUCAGAGGAAAAUGUGAACCUGUACCCCUUCUGCAAGGAGAUUGGUCUGAAGCUGCAUGUCAGCUGCAGUCAACAAAAAAACAAACUUGACGUCAACAAACUGACUAAAGGAGUGAUGAUGGAAGUGACAAACUUUGCAGAAAAGUUGUGUGGGACAUUUGAACAGAUGUGUCUGGAUGUCCUCAGACACAAUUUUGACCUUGAUUUGCAGAGCAUUGAUUCUGACCUUGCUAGACAUGUUCUUGCACAAAUUCCUGUUGCUAUUGAUCAUAGAAAUGUGGCAACCUGGGUAGCCCAAGCAAAGCAAAAGAACACACGAAGAGAUUAUCCAGUAAUCAUGAAACUGGAUUACCAAAACAAGCCAGAUACAGAAGCGUGCAGUGCUGGUUCUACCCGAGCAGUCACACACCAAAAUGUAAGCAGUUCCACCUAUGAUAAAAAAGAAAAUGACCUCAAUUCAGUGCUAUGGAGAUUGCGGGUUAAUCACAUUCAGCACAUCCUCUCAGUGCCUCAUGGAGAACAUUGCCCACUUUAUUCUUACUCCAGGUGUAAGAAAUUGGGCAUCAAUUUUAAUGUAGGAUCUGGAGUAAAACAAAAUCUUGACCCAAAGUUACUGACCAAUGGUGUCAUGGUCGAAGUCAACACGUUUGCUGAAGCAAUGCUCUCAUCCACAAAAGAUUUCAUAAUGGAGAUCCUGGAGUACAAUUUUGAUCUAAAUUUGAACAGUGAGCUGUCUCGCAUUGCCUUUGCAGAGCAGCUCAUGCAAAACAUUACAACACUGAAGUCAAAAAAAUUCAACCUGCCUCAGAAGAAAAAGCUUUUUCUACUCCCUCACUCAGUCUUCAUAGAGGAUUAUACUCCAGACUGCCCCAAAUGUCAUCAAGAUAGAAAUUGCAAGCUUCCCAAGGAUGACUCUUACUCUAGUAACAUGCUUCAUCAGCCUCCUGUUGUGACCAGCAGCAUCUCUACUGAUGCAAGCUGCACAGGACAAAAGCAUCCAGAUGAUCAAACGUCUUCUUCCACAUCAAUAAAAGAAACAAUAUUGAGCACUUACCCGCUCUGUAAGAAAAUAGGUUUAAUCCUGUGUGUGGACAAAGCUCACCCAAAACUUAAACUUGACACGCAUGUUUUGACAUGGGAGGUCAUGUCCGAGGUGUAUUCCUUUGCCAGGAAGCUGUGCGGAACAAAACACAAGCUCGUGAAUGAUGUUCUUGAACGCAACUUCAAUUUGGACAAACAGAGUCUAGACAUGAAUCCUUCAGUGCAGUUCUACAGAGUGAAUCCACACGAUGGAGAGCCCGCCUGGUUUAGUGAAGUUUUUGUUAUCCAGCCACCGCGGACAUUUCAGAUUAUUGAGAGUGUACAAGAAGAGCUACCUGCCGUGCAGAGAAAUGAAUGGAAGGAAACAGUUCGAAAAAGACAGCUGGACAUGCAGGCAAAGAAGGAAAGAGCCAUGCUGUUAAGUAAUAAUGCAAGUGCCGUGACAUUAAGCAAAAAUAAGCAGAAAAAUCUGUAUCCUGUUUGCAAAAAAAUAGGUUUGGACCUGGAUGUCUCAUCAAAAUUAGCAGACAAAAAUAAGCUGCAUUUAAAGUUGUUGACAUCAUCAGUACUGUUGGAAAUACAGAAAUUUGCAGCCACGAAAAGAAACCAGUAUUUCCCGGCCAUUUUGUUUGACAUCCUAGACUAUAACUUUGACAUUAGCUCACAACAUCACAGGCGCUGGGAAUUUUCAAUAGCUGCAGCAACCAAGUUCCAUUCAAUGAUCAAACAGUAUAGAAAUACAGGAGUAGAAAAGAUCUUCAAAUUACCACUUCUGUCUGGACCCAAAUUCCCACAGAGCUCAAGACAAAAUCCACAAAAUGAGAAAAGUCCUCAAAGACUGAAUGACAACAAAUGUGUGCAGCCAACAACAUACCGUGCAAUCCAAAUGCAACCUGUGACAAUAAUGCAGAUGAAUGUUACCCCCAUGAACAUCCCUACAAUUACCUCCGUGUUUACACCUAUCAUCACCCCUGUGGUUACCCCCAUGAUUACCCCUACAAUUACCCCCAUUUUUACACCUGCAGUUACCUCCAUCAAUACCCCUACCAUUACCUCAAUCAAUACCCCAACGACUGUAGGUUGUGACAGUUUUCUUCCCGGAAACCUCCAGAUUAAAGAGGAGGAAGAUGAUCCACGUUAUGGCAAUAUGAUACCACCACUGGAUGCUGGAAAAAACUAUCACCAAGGUAAUGAUCAUGUCAGGACUGAUUUAAACACUGAGGCUGUCAAGAAUUUAGUCUCAGGUCACCCUGCAGGAUCCCUAGGGCACAAAUGUCCAGCCUCUGAAAGCAAUAAUGGGAGCAAAUCAGAAACACCAUCUACUUCACAACUUGCUGUUGGAUGUGUGCAAACUUUAUGUCUGAAUAGUGAGACUGUCAUAAAAACAGAGUUGGAUACUGAGGGAUCCCUGGAUUACUACAUGGUAACUGUCGGUCAGGACACUGAUAUCAAAGAGGAGCAAGAACAUGUGCCAACUGAACGUGCAGAAAGUGAAGUGGACAUUAAACAGGAAUUUGAAACUUAAUAGUCUACACAAGAGACAUGUGUUCUACACUAAACACAUCAUGGAAAAAACAAUUGAAUAAUGUUGUGAAAAGCUUUUUGUUGUUGAUGGAGGAGGAGAGUUUGUUUGAUGACUUUUGUUAGAGCUGUCUGAAUCUAUACAAACUAAUAAACAUGUGGGCUCAAAGCCUGAAAAAAUGGGUCAUACUGACCAAAAGGUUUCAGUGUGGAUGGCUGCAGCAUGCAAUUCUCAUGUAUCACACAUUUCAGUGUCAUUUAUUUCCCUUCUGUAGCCACGUUCUAGUACUCUAAUGUGUAAAAACUUUGUUGAACUUCAUGAAUGCAAUUUUUUUUUUUAUUCAGCCCAUUUGAGGUAUCCUGGUCUGUUUGUAAAAGUUGUUUUCUUCCUUGGUUCUGCUCAUUUUAUUGCAUUUUAUUUUUUACUCUUUAUGAUAUUUCACUUUCUAAAUGAGCAAAAAUAGUAAUAAUAGUAAUUACUGUGUAAAUGUGUAUAUACGUAUUUUUCAGAUAAUUUUCCACAAUGGCAACAAUAAUGAAAACUUUGUAAAUUACUAAAACUUGUAAUUUCUUGAAGCUGCAACACAAAUAGAUGUAUGUAUUGAUAUUUGAGAUAAUGAACACCUUGAUAGCUCACUGUAUGUACAUUUUGUAUAAAGAUUUGAAAGCAUUUCAUAUCCCUGUGUAUCUUCAUGGUGUAGUUUUUUAUAUAUAUAUAUAUAUAUAUAUAUAUAUACAUGCACUGUAAUUACCAAAAUAAUUUUUGUCUCUCUAAUGGCUAAUCCACCAGUAUGCACAAGCUUUUUCUGUUUUUAAUGCUAAAAUAUAAUUUAUCUGUUAAUUUUCAAGUUUACUGUUCAACAAAACACAGAAAAAAAAGCAUAUUGUUAUUUUUGUUUUGUUUAAGAUGCCAAAUCCCAGUUGUUUGCUUGCAUUUCUGAACAGAAAAGUUAGUUUUAGUGGCUGAAUCUUAUUCUUGAUCAAUUUCUGAGCAAAGUUCGGUGCACUGGCUGAAAUUUGGGUAUAGAAACAUGUAUUUAGUUUAUUUACCAAUUAAAUAAUUUAUAACAA
Molecule: messenger RNA, 7961 nt
Organism: Archocentrus centrarchus (flier cichlid)
Lineage: Eukaryota; Metazoa; Chordata; Actinopteri; Cichliformes; Cichlidae
Exons: 3
Coding region: 286-6894 (2202 amino acids)
Source: RefSeq, a predicted model, not a curated record